Messenger RNA from Physella acuta, 2208 nucleotides. Its product is annotated as putative ankyrin repeat protein RF_0381. The record is from RefSeq and is a predicted model, not a curated record. Gene Ontology annotation, molecular function: protein binding. Lineage: Eukaryota; Metazoa; Mollusca; Gastropoda; Physidae.
AUGUACCGAAACAUUACUAGAAAUAAACAAAUGAAGCAGAAACAAUCGAGUUCCAAAGAUAGAAGCCCAAACGUUACAUAUAGCAAGUCAGAAGGAUUAUCUAUUGUGUUUGAGACUUCAUCGCAUGUCAAUCCAGAAAUAACUAGAGGUAGAACAAAACAGAGUAGUGUAAAUACUCCGGUUGCACAAGGUGAUAUAUUACACAUGAUAGAACAAGCUGCUCAAUCUGGCUUACCUAAAGAAAUGCUUGAAUGUUUUAAUCAACUGAUACACACUGAGAACAAAGUUAACCAAGAAAGUUUGGACCAAGGUCUGCUUUUGUCUUGUAGGUAUGGUAGAGAGUUUUUGGUAAAGAUUCUGAUAUUUCAUGGUGCUAAUAUAGAGACGAGAGACGAAGAUGGCAACACGCCACUUUUGAUAUGUGCUGAGAAAGGUUUCACUGACAUAGCUCUGUUACUAGCUGAUAAAGGCGCUGAUAUCAACAGUUACAACAAAGACGGUGACACGGCACUUUUACUUUCUAUAAAAACAUCCGGGUCUUCUCAGCUAGGGACCAGACUGCUCGAGCAAUGUAUUAUUAACGUUCUUCAUACAAAUACAGCAGGAUACACUUUUCUGAUGAGAGCCUUUGAGGUUUUGGACUUUUCUUUAUUAGAAACUUUCAUUGGCAGAAAACAUAAAACCCUAAAACUAACUAUAGAGAACAUGUCGAAUUUGGGAAUUCGAAAUGAUGAUAUCAAUAUUAUCACGUUCUUCAUAAAUUAUUUAAAUGACAGAAAGGCACGAGUAGAUGAAACAGAUGUGAUUAUAGUACGAACGCUUUUAGACGCAAUGUUUCCUUUUUGUAAAAAAAAUAUUCGUAGUAACCAUGCGCAUCUUGACAGUGCUUUACCUGUAGCGGUUAAGCUUGAUUUGCUGAUAAAAUUGAACGCCAAACUGAACGAUUGGAGAUUGUUCGAUGUUGCAAUAAAAAAGGGCCAAAUAGAUUGUGCUAAAUUGUUGCUUAAAUCGGGCGCCGAUGUCGAUGUUAAAAGGACCAUAAGCAAUGCUGUCACUGGUCAAAGACCCAAAUCUUUCUUAGUUGCAGUUGAACUCUUUGAAGAGCAAUCCCAAGAACUGUUGAAAGACUACGGGGUUAAAUUUCUACUCCAGGCUGUAAAUGACGGGGAUAGAGAAACAAUAAAUAGCUUAGUUAAAAAAGGGGUAGAUGUUAAUGAAUGUUUUGACGGAAAGACAGCUUUGAUUGCUGCUAGAGAUGCCAACAUUCUCAAGCUAUUAAUAAAUCUUGGUGAUGACGUCAAUAAAGUGAUUGAGAUAGGCAGGAAAAAAUGCACUGUACUUAGUUAUAUUUUGAAAUACUAUAUUGAGUAUACUAAAUAUUUGGAACGUAGCUUGCAAGAUAUGAUUAAUGUUAUCCUAAGAUAUUUAAGAAAUUUAAACACUACAGACGAAAAUGGGGAUACUUAUCUUAUGCUUGCUUUACUAAUUCCGGAACUCUUCUCAACUGCAUGUUUACUUUUACAAAAAGGUGCAAACGUCAAUCUCCAAAACGACGACGGAAUGACAGCUCUUCAUUUAGCAGUUUUGCAAAAUUCGAAACAAAAUAUACACAUUCUUUUACAAUACAACGCAAAUGUAAACAUAAAGUGCAACAAAGGACAAACUGCUCUACAUUUAGCAGUGAAGAUGAAAACACAUCAAAAUGUGUCGACUCUAUUAAAAAACAAAGCCAAUGUUGACAUUCAGUCUAACUAUGGACAAACUGCACUACAUAUAGCAGUGAUGCGCCAGUCAAUGCCUUGUGUUAUGAUCCUGUUAGACUACAAGGCUAAUACUAACUUAAAGACGGGCGAUGGAGGAACACCUUUGAUGAUUGCAGUUGCUAAAAAGAAUAUAUACAUAACUGAAUUAUUAAUUAAACAUGGAGCAAGCGUCAAUGCUGAAGACAGUAACGGGGAGACUCCUUUAUUUAAACUAACAAAUGUAUGCUAUUCUAAUGCAACUGUAGAGCAUAUGCUAAGAGUAGUUAAAAUGCUACAAGCAGCUGGGGCAUAUCUAGAGCACCAAAACAACGAAGGGCGUACGGCCUUGAUGCAGGCUGCUGAAAAGAAAAAAAUAACAGUGCUGCAGGUUUUAUGUGAGGCUGGUUCAAACGUUAACGCAAUUAAUACAAACAAGGACGAAACUGCUUUGUCUAAAUGUUUUUAG